AAAUCCACAUUGAGAGAAAUGUCAUCUCAUCUUGGCUCAGAUGAUGUUUCGUUAAUGAUAAAUAAACAUUUGAUUGAAGAUACGAAUCUGCAUUAUGUUGAAUUUAUUCUCAAUCUGGUCAAAGUCUUGGUUGGGGAAUUCCCUAACAAGAUAAACUUCUAUAUUAUGUCUUGCGUUUCGUUUUUCAAGAGUGAGUGGCCAGUGUUGCGUGGAAGUGCAGCAUUAUUGGCAGCGUUUUUCAUGAACAGUUUGGGUGAAGAAGCUCGCAGUAGUAUUAACAUUGAACAUGUUUGCGCAGCUCUCAUUCAGCUUCUGAAAGAUUCUUCACCAGAAGUCCGGUCAAAAACGUCAGAAGCGAUCAGUUUGUUACACCAGUACUAAACUGGUACACUGUGUGCUACCUAUCAUGGUACACUGUUUGCUACCCAUUAUGGUACACUGUGUGCUACUAUCAUGGUACACUGUGUGCUUCUUAUACAAAUUACAAAGUUACUGUCUGGAUACCAAACUCAUGAUCAGGAGAUGUUUCGGACAGUAACUUGGUGGAUAGUAACCUCUUUUACACUGAUGAU
This is a messenger RNA of Ciona intestinalis (vase tunicate), 572 nucleotides long. The record is from RefSeq and is a predicted model, not a curated record. Lineage: Eukaryota; Metazoa; Chordata; Ascidiacea; Phlebobranchia; Cionidae.